AUCAUCAUCAUAAUUACCUCAUCAGCAUUUGCCAUUAUCACCAUGGACUCAUCAUUAAUCGCAAUAUGAAGGCUAAAGUCAUCAAUUUCUUCCGGUGAAACUUUGUAUUAACGUGUAAACAAAAUGUUAGUUAUAAUCGUUGAUUACUAAUCCACCAAAAAAUCAAAACCAUUAAAUGGACAAACAUUGUCAGUUAAUUGCUUUAAAACCCUCAUUUUCUUAACUCGUCUCGAAAUUGAAACUAAUUAAUCUAUUUGAUGCAUCCAAAGAGAUUGAGAUUCAAUUUCCGCUGUUUAACAAUUAAUAUUGAUGAUGAUACAAUUCAAUUCACUGUUAAAAAAUAUGUUCACAAUUUACGGAAGUAUCUUAAUUGUGAUUAACUUUUUCUCAUUGAUUCUUUAGCUCAUGAAACCUAAAUUGGUUCAAAUGUUUAAUUUUUUGCCUCUUUAAUCAUUAUCGUUUCUUUUAGUUGAUUAUAUUUUUUGCUAUCAAUUCGUUAACAUCUAUUAACUAUUAAAUGUUCAUCAUCAGUAACAAUUUGUAUCACUUUUUUAAUGAGUUAAUUUUUUCACGUUGAUUGUAGUGUUGAUCACAACAAGAAGGUUUUACAAUUUAACCUCAAUGUUUACACAUUUUUACAAUCAGUAAGUUGCGAAAAAAGUUGAUGAUUAACAAAGUGAUUAAUUGAUUGUCCUUAUCCUUCAAUCAACGCGACAAGAAUCAAAUGAUAUUGAUGUUUAUGACAAUGAUCAACAUUUGAUUUGAUCAGAUUGUUGAUUACUGUUAAUUUGAGCAGGUCAACUCCUUAUUAAUUGAUUGAAGGCUGAACCCAUUCCGAGAUAAUAACAUGAUAGUAAACAAGAAAAUAAUUUGAACGAUUAAGCUUAACAAUUAAGAGAACUGGAUUAAAAGGAUGCCCAUUAAUGGGAGGUUUCAAAAGAUAUAUUGACAAUUGAUAAUCAUGAUCAACUAAUUGUUAUCAUCUCAAAUCAAUAUAUAAAGUAUAUAAAUCGACUGGUUAAUCAGUUGAUCAGUCAGUGUGUAGUUUGGACAAUUAAGAACAACAAUUGAAAUUGUUUAUAAACAAUACAAUACAAUAGUAAAUAGAAAGUGAAAAGUUUGUUAAUUGCAACAAUCAAAGAUGAUUCAUUGUCAAUCACCAUCAAUGAGAUUUAUUUCAUCACCUAUUGGACUUUGUUGUUUAAUUGUUGUGGUCUUCUGUCAGCUGACCAUCGGUACUCAUCAUCAUGGUGGUGGUCAUUCAAACAUUUAUCGUGAACAAAAUGGUUGGGGAAAAUACUCAUUUGGAUAUGAUAUUCAUGAUCCAUGGGGUAAUAAAAACUUUCGCAAGGAACAUGGUGAAUUCACCAAAAAGGGAGGCCAUGUUGUCGGUUCCUAUGGUAUUUAUGAUGCCAAAGGUAGAUUACGAUUAGUUAAAUACACUGCAGGUAAAAAUGGAUUCGUGGCAACAAUUAAAACCAAUGAGCCAGGAACAGGUAAUGAAGAUUCAGCUGGAGUUUAUUUCAAUGGCGGUGACAGUCAUAAGGGAAAAUGGCUGUUCGAUGUUGGAACUCAUCAUAAGGAUCAUUGGGGUAAACACCAUGAUCAUCACGAUCAUCACGAUCAUCAUGGUGGUCAUCAUGGGCACCAUAAGAUUGGUCAUCAUGGUAAAUAUAUCGCUGCUGCUUCAGAGUUGAAAGGAUCAUCUGGCUCACCAGCUCGUCAUCAACGACGAUUUGAUGAUAAAGGUUUCCCUUUGGAUGGUGAACAUGGUAAUGGUCAUCCUAACGGUCCAGUUAAUGCUAAUGGUUUUGAUCAGAGAGGCUUCAGGUCAGGUGAUUUUGGUUCAGGUAAAAAUCAACAGAGAGGAAAUAAUUUCCAUGGCAGGGAACGAGAAUCAACCGGUGGUAAACACAAUUUCUCAGGUAAAAGUGGCUUCGAUCGUGAUCCUUUCCAAUCAGCUUUCGGUGAAAGUAAAUUUGGUGAAAGCAAAUUCGGUGAUAAUAAAUUCGGUGAAGGUAAAUUAGCAAUUAAUAGUGAUCGUGAUGGAGAUGGUGAAUAUCGACGAUUAGCAAGUAAUUAUCCUCGAGCUGAAGAAGGUCACAAAUAUAGUAAAUCAUCAUUAGAUUAAUCCAAUUGUCGUAAUCAACUAUUUUCAUUCAAUUAUUAUCAAAGCAAAAAGUUUCUCAAUGAAAUUAUUGUUUUUUGAUUUUCAUCCUUGUAAAUAUUAAUCCCGUUCAUUAUUUAAACCUUUCAAAUUGCUAAUUGUUUUAAUCAUCUUUCUACCUU
Molecule: messenger RNA, 2289 nt
Organism: Panonychus citri (citrus red mite)
Lineage: Eukaryota; Metazoa; Arthropoda; Arachnida; Trombidiformes; Tetranychidae
Exons: 2
Coding region: 1142-2131 (329 amino acids)
Cellular component (GO): chitin-based extracellular matrix
Molecular function (GO): structural constituent of chitin-based larval cuticle
Source: RefSeq, a predicted model, not a curated record